AUGGAUGAGAGCGAGAUCACCGUUCAGCAAUCACCCUCGGCAACAGUUCCGCCAACGCCGCCGACUCACACCCCGAGAAGAGCUCUAAAGCGAAAUUCUGCAGCGUGUGAGCGUUGUCGAAGGCGUAAACAAAAGUGCGACGGAAAAUUGCCAUCUUGUGGAUCUUGUCUUCUUGUCCAAGCCAGAUGUGUUCCGUCUGAUAGGCUCCUCAUUCGAGCUGACCCUAACUGUCAAUGCCAAGCUUUGAAAGAGCGUGUUCGUGAUCUUGAGGGCCAGCUUGAAGCUCAGCGUGCCGAAAGAAGUAGCAAUGAAUUGUCUGACCCCCCUGAUUCAUCCUACCAACAGCCCAUUGUUAGUGGUGUCCCGAAUCACUUGGUCAACAAUAACGAGGCUACAUAUCAUGGUCGCAUACUUCGACCUUCGUUCCCCGAAUCAAAUAGUGGCUCAGCCCUGAGGCCAACUUUGCGAGGGAGCCCAUGGCAACUUUGGGCAGGCGACCUCGAUAGCCAGACGUCGCCAGACGUUGCCCCUGAUGUUUCCGAUCAUCUGCUUACGACUGAAUCUGAGGCUCUAGUUGAGGUCUACUUUACCAACCGGUGGCCUCAGCUUCCCAUCCUCCAUAAGCCAACCUUCAUCCGGAAUGACUUCCUACCAACGAUCAGAGGCGAUCCCGGACAGCCACUAUCACCAUUUCGGGUGAACAUGGUCCUCGCAAUCGCGAGUGCAGAAGCAAACAUCAAGGGUCCACAGCAGGAUCAGCAGGUACAUGAAAGGUUCUUCCAGAGAGCUGUUAAAGAUCUUGGCUUGGUUCUCGCAGCCGAGGAUCUGGACUGUAUACAAUGCCUUCUGCUAUUGUGUCUGUACGGAACGAAUGAGCCUCAGUCAGUCAACAUUUGGUACACGCUCGGUUUAGCUUUGCGUAUAGCCCUUGGCAUCGACCUUCAUCGAGAAGAAUCACCAAGCGCCAACCAAGACCUUUUAUCUCAAGAAAUGGCCCGCCGACUGUUCUGGUGUAUCUAUGCCCUAGAUCGCAGCAUGUCUAUUGUAAUGGGUAGACCACUGGGCAUAAAUGAUUCAGAUAUCACGGCACCCUUGCCGCGGCAGCUGACGGAUGAACAACUUUGCUGUGCAGAAGAUGUACCAAGUAUUGUUCAAAAUCCCAAAGACAUGUCGACCUUUCUGCAUGUCAUCAGAAUUCGCCAGAUCAAUGCUGCCAUUUACACGUCUCUGCACGCCGCUUCUGCAAGCGAGAAUAGCGAGUCUGAGAGAUUGGAUGUCCUACGCGAUGGCCACUACGCCGAUCUAAAUACAUGGCUGAUUACUGCACCUCGGUACGGUCCAGCAGGUGGUGUCCCUAUGCUUCAAACAACAGAAUGGUUUCAAAUCGCCUAUCAUUAUGCUGUACUUUCUCUCUACCGUCCAUCGCGGGUCUUUCCCGUCGCUAACAUUUCUUCACUGAGACUUUGUACCGACUCUGCGAUAAGUCUGAUCUCUUGCUAUCACACACUGUAUGCCAAGAACCGGAUUAGUUACACCUUCGUCGCACUGAACUCUUUGUUCAUGGCGGCAGUCACCAUGCUAUAUGCUCUGAGAUCCAGCCCGGUCAUUCGCAGCGAGCUAAGCAAAGGUAUCGCUAAGGCGAAUAUCGAUAUGUGUCAAAGACUGUUACGUGGUGUAUCGGAUGGACGCUCCGUGGGCGAGCGAUGUGCUGUUGUGGUAGGGAGGCUUGGGGAGGCCACAAUGGAAGUUUUUGACCGAGAACAGUCGCUCAAUGAUGAUAUAGAUACUGAGUUUAUGUCGUGGUUUGGACUAAAGUUACAGAAUUCAGGAUCUAGGAUGGACGAAAUAGGUACCGAAGGAAGUCAGCAAAUUACUCCUAGUAUAGACAUACCUUGGAAUGAUUUAUUUGUGCAAGGGUUCGAUGUUGGAAACCAUAAUUACCUGGAGUACAUAGUUUGA
This is a messenger RNA of Fusarium sp. VM40, 1959 nucleotides long. The record is from the annotation of a GenBank genome assembly. NCBI's taxonomy places the organism in Eukaryota, Fungi, Ascomycota, Sordariomycetes, Hypocreales, Nectriaceae.